AUGCACCCUUUCUCUAGUCACCUGCCGCUCUCCCCUCUUUUCUCCCGCGUGCCCCUGCCUGCCCAUCUGCCUCAUCAGGCCAUGCAACUGUCGGCCCGGCCGCACGUGGUGGUGGCAACGCCAGGGCGAUUGAGGGAGAUGAUGCAGCAGGAGGCGAGCAUGGGGCGAAUUUUCAGCAACCUGCAGGUGGGCGGGUGGGCUUGGUGUGGUGCGUGGGAGAACCAACCUCCAUUUUUGGUGUCGGAUGAGGCCGAUCGCCUGCUGGACCGCACAUUGGAGGUGGACCGCGGGUUCGAGGAGGAGAUAGCGGCGAUUCUUCUUCACCUCCCGGCCCUCCCCUCCGCCUCCCCUCCGCCUCCCCUCCGCCUCCCCUCCGCCUCCCCUCCACCUCCCCUCCGCCUCCCCUCCGCCUCCCCUCCGCCUCCCCUCCUCCUCCCCUCGGCCUCCCCUCCGCCUCCCCUCCGCCUCCCCUCCGCCUCCCCUCCGCCUCCCCUCCGCCUCCCCCUCAUCUGUGUUUCCUGCGAUGAGCAAGAGCAAGACAGUCGAAGCGGUGGACCAGACGUACCUCUUCCUACCCUCCAACGUGCGAGACGUGUGAUGAGCAAGUCCAAGAAGCUGUUCCAUUUCGAGGCCUACGAGGGCUUUAAGACGGUGGAAGCCUUGGAUCAAUCCUACCUCUUCCUGCCUGCCAACUUGCGGGACAUGUACCUCUGCCGCCUCCUCUCCCGCCUCCUCCCCUCCCUCCAAACCAUCCUCCCCCCCGCACCGCCCCCCUCCGCAUCUGCUGCUGCCCGUCCGCCCGUGCGGUCGGUUAUCGUGUUCACCUCGUCAUGCCAGUCCUGCCAGGCAGUGAGCGCACUGCUGGACGAAGUGGGUCUCUCCAACGCGCCUCUCCACGCCCUGCUCCCUCAGUCAUGUCAAGCAGUGAGUGCUCUGCUGGACGAAGUGGGUCUCUCCAAUGCGCCUCUCCACGCCCUGCUGCCCCAGCGCAAGCGCUCAGCCGCUCUGCACCGCUUCAAAGCGUCCCAAGUGCCCAUUCUAGUGGCCACUGACGUUGCCAGUAUCGUGGUGGCCACAGACAUCGCCAGCAGAGGGCUGGACAUUCCGACUGCUGAUAAGGUGAUCAACUACGACAUCCCCAGGUGA
This is a messenger RNA of Closterium sp. Naga37s-1, 1146 nucleotides long. NCBI's taxonomy places the organism in Eukaryota, Viridiplantae, Streptophyta, Zygnematophyceae, Desmidiales, Closteriaceae. The record is from the annotation of a GenBank genome assembly.